GUCCUUCCUCUCCGGACUGUAAGAAUAUGUGUCCAGGGCCAGUGUCUUCAGAAAACGAGUCCCACCUUUCAAGUCCUGGUAUCUCAAUGCAUCUGAGGAGCUACCUGAAGUAAAUUAGGACUGGGAACACAAGUGAGCUUCACACAGAAGAGGCAAUGGCUGCCGUGAUACUGGAAAGCAUCUUUCUGAAACGCUCCCAGCAAAAGAAGAAAACAUCACCUUUAAACUUUAAGAAGCGCCUCUUUCUUCUGACUAUGAACAAACUUUCCUACUAUGAAUAUGAUUUUGAACGUGGGAGGAGAGGCAGCAAGAAAGGUUCAAUAGAUGUUGAGAAGAUUACCUGCGUUGAAACAGUAGCUCCUGAAAAAAAUCCUCCUCCUGAAAGACAGAUUCCAAGAAGAGGUGAAGAAUCUAGUGAAAUGGAGCAGAUUUCAAUUAUUGAGAGGUUCCCUUACCCCUUCCAGGUUGUAUAUGAUGAAGGGCCUCUCUAUGUCUUCUCCCCAACUGAAGAACUGAGAAAGCGUUGGAUCCACCAGCUCAAAAAUGUAAUCCGGUACAACAGUGAUCUGGUCCAGAAGUACCACCCUUGCUUUUGGAUUGACGGGCAGUAUCUCUGCUGUUCGCAGACAGCCAAAAAUGCCAUGGGCUGCCAAAUUUUGGAGAACAGGAAUGGAAGCUUAAAACCUGGGAGUUCUCACAGAAAGACAAAGAAGCCUCUUCCCCCUACACCGGAGGAGGACCAGAUCUUGAAAAAGCCACUGCCUCCUGAGCCAACAGCAGCACCAGUCUCUGCAAGUGAGCUGAAAAAGGUAGUAGCUCUUUAUGAUUACAUGCCAAUGAAUGCAAAUGACCUACAGCUGCAGAAGGGAGAUGAGUAUUUCAUCCUUGAAGAGACCAACCUACCAUGGUGGAGAGCACGAGAUAAAAAUGGGCAAGAAGGCUACAUCCCUAGUAACUAUGUUACUGAGGCAGAAGACUCCAUAGAAAUGUAUGAGUGGUAUUCCAAACACAUGACUCGGAGUCAAGCUGAGCAGUUACUAAAACAAGAGGGUAAAGAAGGAGGUUUCAUUGUCAGAGACUCCAGCAAAGCUGGAAAAUAUACUGUUUCUGUGUUUGCUAAAUCUACCGGGGACCCUCAAGGGGUGAUUCGCCAUUAUGUUGUGUGCUCAACACCUCAAAGCCAGUAUUAUCUGGCUGAGAAACACCUUUUCAGCACCAUUCCAGAGCUCAUUAACUAUCAUCAGCAUAACUCUGCAGGACUCAUAUCCAGGUUGAAAUAUCCAGUAUCUCAACAAAACAAGAAUGCACCUUCCACUGCAGGCUUGGGCUAUGGAUCAUGGGAAAUCGAUCCAAAGGACCUGACCUUCUUGAAGGAACUUGGGACUGGACAAUUUGGGGUAGUGAAAUAUGGUAAAUGGAGAGGCCAGUAUGACGUGGCCAUCAAGAUGAUCAGAGAAGGCUCCAUGUCUGAGGAUGAGUUCAUUGAAGAAGCCAAAGUCAUGAUGAAUCUGUCCCAUGAGAAGCUGGUGCAGUUGUACGGCGUCUGUACCAAACAGCGUCCAAUCUUCAUCAUCACCGAGUACAUGGCCAAUGGCUGCCUCCUUAACUACCUGAGGGAGAUGCGCCACCGUUUCCAGCCUCAGCAGCUACUGGAGAUGUGCAAGGAUGUCUGUGAGGCCAUGGAGUACCUGGAGUCAAAGCAGUUCCUUCACCGAGACCUGGCGGCGCGAAACUGUUUGGUAAAUGAUCAAGGAGUUGUAAAAGUAUCUGAUUUUGGCCUGUCUAGUGAGACUGCUGAACACAUUGCCCAGGGCCUACGUCUCUACAGGCCUCAUCUGGCUUCAGAGAGAGUAUACACCAUCAUGUACAGCUGCUGGCACGAGAAAGCAGAUGAACGCCCCACAUUCAAAAUUCUCCUGAGCAACAUUCUAGACGUCAUGGAUGAAGAAUCCUGAGCUGGCCUGUAACCCUCUUAGAUC
Octodon degus (degu) is the source of this 1979-nucleotide messenger RNA. It is a transcript of the gene Btk, whose product is annotated as Bruton tyrosine kinase. The record is from RefSeq and is a predicted model, not a curated record. Lineage: Eukaryota; Metazoa; Chordata; Mammalia; Rodentia; Octodontidae. The transcript has 18 exons. Gene Ontology annotation, biological process: adaptive immune response; B cell receptor signaling pathway; intracellular signal transduction. The coding region runs from base 156 to 1955 and encodes 599 amino acids. Gene Ontology annotation, molecular function: protein binding; non-membrane spanning protein tyrosine kinase activity; ATP binding.